Molecule: messenger RNA, 591 nt
Organism: Knipowitschia caucasica
Lineage: Eukaryota; Metazoa; Chordata; Actinopteri; Gobiiformes; Gobiidae
Source: the annotation of a GenBank genome assembly
AUGGCUCUCCUGACCUCCAGCCGCAGGCCCUCCAUCUCCUCCUCCUCCACCUCCUCCUUUCGCUCCACAGCCCAGCACAGCAAUCUGUACAGGGCCGAGGAGUCCAUGGACCCCCUGUUUGGGACCUACCUGGACCCCCCUCCUGCUGACCAGCUGAGUCUGCACACGGAGGAAGGACCAGGAGGACCAAAAUGUUCCUCUCCCUACAGCUGGCACAACCGCUCCUCCUUUGGCAACUCAAUUUCCUUGGGCAGUUCUCUGAUGGGACGUCCCAGCAGCAUCAGCAGUAACAGCGCAGGGGCCGGAGGAGGGGUGCUGUGCCACGGAGAAUCGUACUCCGUGUCGGUGGACGUCAGUCAGUUCGAGCCGCAGGACGUGGUGGUGAUGGCGUACCACCAGCACAUCGUCAUCCAGGCUGCAAAGAUUUUGGACGGCGGCAGAGUGGGUGACACUUUUACCCACAAUUCCCUGCUCCCCGAGGACAUGGACCCCCUGUCUGUGAGUGGGAGGGUGAGCUCAGAUGGAGUGUUGGUUGUCAGCGUCCAAAGAAACGUCUCCCAAACGGAGCCUCCUGGGCCCUGUUCAGCAUGA